Molecule: messenger RNA, 2533 nt
Organism: Engraulis encrasicolus (European anchovy)
Lineage: Eukaryota; Metazoa; Chordata; Actinopteri; Clupeiformes; Engraulidae
Product: dynamin-1-like protein
Exons: 18
Coding region: 208-2235 (675 amino acids)
Biological process (GO): mitochondrial fission
Cellular component (GO): cytoplasm; mitochondrion; membrane
Molecular function (GO): GTPase activity; microtubule binding; GTP binding
Source: RefSeq, a predicted model, not a curated record
CUUGAGUGCGGAUGUGAAAGGAGUGUGGUCGGGAUGACAGAUUCUGCAAGAAAUCUUCUAAUAUAACAUCGUAUUAUACAUUCUGUGGUGAAUAAUAAUGCAGUGAAAAAUUCCAGCUCAAGGUCCUGUCCAAUCGUCUGCUUGCCCUUCUGCAGUGGUUCCUUUCUGGAAGUACCGUCAUACUAGCCUCCCACGCCAGUUGCUGUGAUGGAGACCCUUAUCCCCGUGAUCAACCGGCUGCAGGAAGUCUUCCUGACCGUGGGAGCAGAGAGCAUUCAGCUGCCCCAGAUUGUGGUGGUCGGCUCCCAGAGCAGUGGCAAGAGCUCGGUUCUGGAAAGCCUGGUGGGUCGUGACUUUCUUCCUCGGGGGUCGGGCAUCGUGACGCGCCGCCCUCUGGUGCUACAGCUGGUGCACGUGCCCCCCCUGGACGAGCGGAGGAAACAGGAGAACGGAAAUGGGAUAAAGCAAAGCUCCCAAAACACCUUUCCAGGCAUCAAGGCGGAUGAGUGGGGAACCUUCCUUCACUGUAAAAGCCAGAUAUUCACCGAUUUCUCAGAAAUCUGCAAGGAGAUUGAGACGGAAACUGAUCGUGGCUCUGGCGAAAACAAGGGUAUAAGUGCUGAGCCCAUCUACCUGAAGAUAUUCUCCCCUAAUGUCCUCAACCUCACGCUGGUGGACCUGCCAGGAAUCACCAAGGUUCCUGUUGGUGACCAGCCUGAGGACAUUGAGAGCCAGGUCCAGGAGAUGAUCCUGUCCUUCAUCUCCAACCCCAACUCCCUCAUCCUGUGUGUGUCUCCAGCCAACUCCGACCUGGCCACCUCCGAAGGCCUCAAGCUGGCACGUGAGGUCGACCCAGACGGUCGCCGGACCCUGCUGGUGGUCAGUAAGCUGGAUCUGAUGGAUGCGGGCACUGAUGCCCUGGAGGUGCUACUGGGCCGCGUCAUACCCGUACGCCUGGGCAUCAUCGGUGUGGUCAACAGGAGCCAGCACGACCUGAACACCCACAAGAGCCUGGCCGACUGCUCCAAGGACGAGCAGGCCUUCCUGCAGCGCCACUACCCGUCGCUGGCCUCCCGCUGCGGCUCGCGCUACCUGGCCCGCACCCUCAGCCGCCUCCUCAUGCACCACAUCCGCGACUGCCUGCCCGAGCUCAAGACCCGCGUGACGGUCCUCAGCUCCCAGUACCAGGCUCGUCUGAGCGGCUACGGCCAGCCCGUGGAGGACCACAGCGCCACACUGCUGCAGAUCGUCACCAAGUUUGCGUCGGAUUAUUGCAAUACGAUUGAGGGGACGGCGAGAUACAUCCAGACCUCUGAGCUGUGUGGCGGUGCUCGUAUCUGCUAUAUCUUCCACGAGACGUUUGGCCGUACGCUGCAGUCCAUCGACCCACUGGGAGGACUCACAGACCUUGACAUCCUCACAGCUAUACGCAACGCCACGGGUCCGCGGCCAGCUCUGUUUGUGCCAGAGGUGUCGUUUGAGCUGCUGGUGAAGAGACAGAUCAAGCGUCUGGAGGAGCCCAGCCUGCGCUGUGUGGAGCUGGUACACGAGGAGAUGCAGAGGAUCAUACAACACUGCUCCUCCUUUAGCACACAGGAGCUGUUGCGGUUCCCUAAGCUUCAUGACUCCAUAGUGGAAGUGGUGACGGGACUGCUGAGGAAACGACUACCCAUCACCAACGACAUGGUCCACAACCUGGUGGCUAUCGAGCUGGCCUACAUCAACACUAAGCACCCCGAUUUCACAGACGCCGCACAGGUCUCAGCAUCCGUCAACAGCCAGCAGACGGAGCCUCUGGAUGGGGGGAAGAGAUGGAAGAGUGAAGAGGAGAAGGCAGCUGGGGAGAAAACCAAAGGCCCUGCCUCUUCAUUCGGCAGCCCAGCCAAGGCAGUCAACCUGCUAGACACGGCAGUACCCAUUGCACGUAAACUGUCGGCGCGGGAGCAGCGAGACUGUGAGGUCAUCCAGCGGCUCAUCAAGUGCUACUUCCUCAUCGUGCGCAAGAACAUCCAGGAUAGUGUGCCAAAGACGGUGAUGCACUUCCUGGUGAACCAUGUGAAGGAGCGUCUGCAGAGUGAGCUGGUGGGCCAGCUGUACAAGCAGCCGCUGCUGCAGGAGCUGCUCAUCGAGUCCCAGGACACCGCCCAGCAGAGGACCGAGGUCGCACAGAUGCUAGAGGCGUUGCAGAAGGCCAGCAACAUCAUCUCCGAGAUCAGGGAGACUCACCUGUGGUAGCCAAACCAGCAUCCGCAGCCGUCCAGAGUGUGUGUUUACUCAUGAAGAGAAGUGUGUGUGUGUGUGUGUGUGUGUGUGUGUGUGUGUGUGUGUGUGUGUGUGUGUGUGUGUGUGUGUGUGUGUGUGUGUGUGUGUGUGUGUGUGUGUGUGUGUGUGUGUGUGUGUGAUGAUGAUGUGUUGAUGUGCAUGCAUGUGAAUAUGUGUGUUGUACUGUAUGUAGUGAGCAUGGGUACGUGUACAUGACCAUAUCAUGCAGGUAUUUGUGUAGGGGAUCUAGGUGUGCGUGUGUGUGUGUGUG